Messenger RNA from Verruconis gallopava, 1983 nucleotides. RefSeq lists its product as uncharacterized. Gene Ontology annotation, biological process: mRNA splicing, via spliceosome; spliceosomal complex assembly. Gene Ontology annotation, cellular component: post-mRNA release spliceosomal complex; precatalytic spliceosome; U2-type catalytic step 2 spliceosome. The record is from RefSeq and is a predicted model, not a curated record. Bases 1 to 1983 code for a protein of 660 amino acids. Lineage: Eukaryota; Fungi; Ascomycota; Dothideomycetes; Venturiales; Sympoventuriaceae. Gene Ontology annotation, molecular function: protein binding. The transcript is spliced from 6 exons.
AUGGCGUCGCGAAUAAAAAACAAGGCCGCCGCGCCGGUGCAAAUCACCGCAGAGAUGCUGCUGAAAGAGGCAUCGGAGCAUCAGAUGAUUAAAGAAUUUCAGUCGAGAAAACGAAGCGAAUUUGAGAAAUAUGUUCGCAUUGCACCAGAAAGAAUUCAUAACUGGAGCCGGUAUGCCGAAUGGGAGCAAGAGCAGCGAGAGUGGACCCGGGCCAGAUCUGUAUGGGAGAGAGCUCUUGCUGUGCAUCCAACGAAUCCCCAGGUUUGGUUACGUUACAUCGAUAGCGAACUCAAAGGCCGCAACAUUAAUCACGCUAAAAAUCUCUUGGAUAGAGCAACCACAAUCCUUCCGCGAGUAUCCAAACUAUGGUUCAAGUAUGUCUACUGCUUGGAGCUGCUAUCUGAUGUGUCUGGAACUCGACAAGUUUUUCAAAGAUGGCUACAAUGGGAGCCCGAACCAGAAGUCUGGUAUGCUGCUAUCAAGUUUGAGCUCAGAUAUCAAGAGGUGGACAAUGCUCGUGCCUUGUAUGAACGCCUUACGUUUGUGCAUGGUGAGCCGAACACGUGGCUGAAAUGGGCGCGAUUCGAGAUGGAAUAUGGCACUCCGGACCUGGUCAGAGAUGUAUUUUCGCAGGCCAUCGAGGCAUUGGGCGAGGACUUCAUGUCCGAAAAGAUUUUUAUGGAAUAUGCACGUUUCGAGGCCGUUCGGAUGCACGAGCAUGAAAGAGCGCGGGCUAUCUACAAGUUUGCGCUUGAUCGAAUGCCUCGCUCGAAAUCUGUCAAUCUCCACAAAGCGUAUACCACUUUCGAGAAGCAAUUUGGCGAUUCUGAUGGCGUGGAAGACGUAGUUCUUGAGAAGCGCAGAGUUGGUUAUGAGGAUGAGCUACGAACGAGUCCUAAGAACUACGACGCAUGGCUAGACUUGGCAAGACUGGAAGAAAGGGCAGGACAGGAAGAUCGCGUCAGGGACGUUUACGAAAGGGCCAUCGCCCAACUACCUCCAUCAAACGAAAAGAGGCACUGGAGGCGAUACCUGUACUUGUUUUUGUUCUAUGCCACCUGGGAAGAGUUGAAUAGCGGGGACAUGGAACGAACUGAAGCGAUCUAUCGAGCUUGUCUGAAGCUGAUUCCACACAGUCAGUGGACAUCAGCAAAAGUCUGGCUUAAUUUUGCAUACUUUUUAAUUAGGCAAGGAAGGUUGACGGACGCAAGGAAAACGUUGGGAACGGCAAUCGGAAAAGCACCUAAGAACAAGCUCUUCAGAGAGUACAUCGAGUUGGAGAAGAGCCUCUUUGAGUUUGAUCGCGCAAGACAGCUUUACACGAAGUGGGUUUCGUGGGAUCCAAGCAACGCUGAGGCCUGGAAGUCGUUCGCAGAGCUUGAACGAGGUCUUGCCGACAUCGAUCGUGCACGGGCAAUCUACGAACUAGCUAUCUCCGAAGACGUGCUGGACAUGCCAGAGCUGCUUUGGAAGGAAUUCAUCGACUUUGAAGUGGAUAACGAGGAGUAUGAGCGUGCUCGCGCGCUGUACGAGAUGUUGCUGCAGAAGACGUCACACGUCAAGGUCUGGAUCUCCUACGCGCAGUUCGAAGCGUCCGUGCCGGACGAAGAGGAAGAGGCGGCGGAGACGGCGGCGGCAGACGAAGACCAGCUCAGCGAAGCGGCCAAGCGACGUGUGCGCGCGGUCUUCGAACGCGGAUACAAGGCGAUGAAGGAGCAGGACCUCAAGGAAGAACGAGUCGCGCUGCUGCGGGCGUGGGAGUCGUUCGAGAAGGCCCAAGGCUCGCCAGAGGACCUCGAGAAGGUCCAAAGGCAGAUGCCGAGCAAGGUCAAGAAGCGGAGGAGACUGGACGACGACACGUUCGAGGAGUACAUGGACUGGGUGUUCCCGGCCGACAACGAGAGCGAGAAGAAGCUCAGCAACCUGCUUCUCGCGGCGCAAAGGUGGAAGCAGGCGCAGGAGCAGCAAAAGGCCAGCGCAUAG